This is a messenger RNA of Trichomycterus rosablanca, 3976 nucleotides long. RefSeq names its product Rho GTPase activating protein 29a (gene arhgap29a). The transcript is spliced from 22 exons. Gene Ontology annotation, molecular function: GTPase activator activity. Bases 1 to 3882 code for a protein of 1293 amino acids. Gene Ontology annotation, biological process: activation of GTPase activity; signal transduction. The record is from RefSeq and is a predicted model, not a curated record. Gene Ontology annotation, cellular component: cytoplasm. Lineage: Eukaryota; Metazoa; Chordata; Actinopteri; Siluriformes; Trichomycteridae.
AUGUUUGCCGACGGGAUGCUGCAGCAAAGCAGUCUGGGAAACAAACGGGGCAUAUCAUGGUUCUCCAACUCACAAUUCUUUCCAAUGGGAUCAGGUCUCAGAUCUGACUCAGUUAAGAGAGACUCAGAGAGCUCUAUCAACUCUGACCCAGAAUACAUCAUGCAGCUUGUCGGCGAUGUACGGAAAUUUGCAGAUAUGCUGUUUCACCUUAAGGAGGCAUUCUACUCUAAAGAGCAUCAGGACUGUCUUCACCAGGUGGUACAUGAGCGUCUGGGAGAACUUCUUCGGGUGUUAAAAUAUGUGAUUGGUAAACACCCGGCACUAAACUCAGUGGACAUCCUUUCUGCGGCAGGCACGCUCAUCGCCAAAGUCAAAGGUGUGAACUUCAAAGAAGUGAAUGAGGACAACAAGCAGGAGCUGUUCAGUGAGAUCUACUCCUCCAUAGACACGCUGGCUUUCACCUUCGGCAAUGUAGUGUCGGACUUCCUUAUGGGUGAUGUAGAGAAUGGAUCCUCUUUGCGGCUCACCCAGACCCGCAGGAGCAGGUCUUCAGAGAACCUAUCAGUAGACUCAGGUGGCGGUAGUUUGGACAAAAAUGACUCUCCAGAUCUUGUGUCCCCUAUCCGAGUGUUGGAGGUUGAUGACGUGCUCCAGCAAUCUGACAGUGGAGUGGAGUCAGCCUUGCUUUACGCCAAAGCCUGGUCAAAAUACACAAAGGAACUGCUCAACUGGGUUGACAAGCGCCUCACCAUGGAUGUGGAGUGUGCUAAAAGCCUAGCCAAAAUGGCUGAAUCAGCAAAGACACUCACCAGUCAGCAGGAGCAAAUGCCGUUCCGGGAUAUUUACAUAUCUGCUUUUAAGAAUGAUAUUGACUACAGCCAUGUUCUGCUCCAAACAGCGUCUGUUUUGCAAGCUAAUAAGUUCAUGCAGCCGCUUUUGGCUCGAAAGAAUGAGCUGGAUAAACUGAGGAAGGAGGUGAAGGAGCAGUGGCAGAGGGAGCAGAAGAAAACGCAUGAUGCUGAGAGUGCUCUGAAAAAGGCUCGCUUGUUAAAGGAUCAGAGGCAGGAGGAGUAUGAGCGAGCGCGGAAUUCAACCAGCAAAGCCGAAGAGGAGCAGCUUGGAGCUGGAGGCAAGCAGCUGGAAAAAAGACGCAGACUGGAGGAUGAAGCCCUGCAGAAGGCAGAAGAAGCUAGAGAACACUAUAGGCACUGCAUCACCGAAAUGGACGUUAGGAGGAUUGAUAUGGACAAUAUCAAGAGCGACGUCAUCGCCCAGAUCCGAGCCCUGAUCUUCCAGUGUGACCUGACUCUCAAAGCGGUGACUGUAAACUGGUUUCAGAUGCAGCAGGCUCAGGCUGUCUCUCUACCCGUGAACAACCAAACCCUGUGUGAAAGUGCUAAACUGUAUGAGCCUGGGCAGCGCUACACUGAGUUUGUGAAGGGUCUAGUCUUAGACAGGACCAGAGCUGAAUCCUUCUCAUUCGAUCAGACUAGGACUCUGGGUGCUGGGUCUCCGCUGACUAAGAGGUCUAUUAGCACCAGUCUGUCGUCACAGGGGAACCUUUCCCAGGUUUCCAUUGGCUCAGGAGAGUUUCUGAGCUCGGAUGAGGUAGACGCUCCCGUACCCACACGCAGCGGGAAGAUUUUAGAGAGGCACUCUCACAGCAGCUCUGACAUCCAAGCUCUGAGGAUCCAGGCUCAGUUUAAGUCCUGGUCAACAGCGGGCCUGGGAGGAAGCAUGUGCAGUGACUCGGAGAGCGCUGGGGGCAGCAGUGAGUCUCGCUCUAUGGACUCACCUCCUGCCAGUCCAGGGGAUUUUAAGAGGAGGCUUCCCAGGACUCCCUCUACUGGGACAAUGUCCUCAGCUGAUGACCUGGACGAGAGAGAGCCACCUUCACCUUCUGAUAAUGGUCUGAGCGAGAUGGUAACAGAGACAGCCAGUUCUCCCGGACCUUUCCGUAAUGCCCAGAUGUCAAAGGCAGCGCAGACACACAAGCUGCGGAAGCUACGAGCACCGUCGAAGUGUAGAGAGUGUGACAGCCUGGUGGUGUUCCAUGGCGCUGAGUGUGAGGAGUGCUCUCUGGCCUGCCAUAAGAAGUGUUUGGAGACUCUGGCUAUUCAGUGUGGACAUAAGAAGCUGCAAGGGAAACUGCAUCUAUUUGCUGUGGAUUUUGCCCAGGCAGCAAGGAACAGUCCUGAUGGGAUUCCCUUCAUUAUUAAGAAAUGCACUUCAGAGAUUGAGAACAGAGCUCUUGGUAUUAAGGGAAUCUACAGGGUAAACGGGGCCAAAUCUCGUGUGGAGAAACUGUGCCAGGCUUUUGAGAAUGGCAAAGACUUGGUGGAGCUGUCGGAGCUGUACCCUCACGACAUUAGCAAUGUGCUGAAACUCUACUUACGCCAGCUUCCUGAGCCACUCAUCCUCUUCCGUUAUUAUAACGACUUCAUUGGACUGGCGAAGGAGGGUCAGAGCAUCAUUGUGGAGGAGGUGGAGACAUCUCCCUCUGGUUACUCAUCGGAUCAUCCUCAGAUCAGCGUUGAGCUCAAACGUGUCCUCUUCAAAAUUAAAGAUCUCCUUAAACACCUGCCAUUGGCCCAUUACAAAACCUUGCAGUUCCUUAUGCAGCACCUGCACAGAGUGACAGAGAAGGCUGAGGAGAACAAGAUGACCGCCAGUAACCUUGGUAUCAUCUUCGGGCCGACUCUGAUCAAGCCUCGCCAGACAGAUGCUGAGGUGUCUCUCUCCUCUUUGGUGGACUAUCCAUACCAGGCACUGAUCGUCGAGCUGCUCAUCAGGCAUUAUGAUUUGAUUUUUGAUUCUCCAGUCAGGCCAGUGGAUGAGAGAUCACCUUCGUCAGUCAAAUCCCGCUUUACCGCUCAUGAGAAAGAACAGCGUCUGAGCCGCCACUCCAAAUCCCUGGUGGACAUCAAGGAGCAACACCAAAGUGCCAAAACAUAUAAGAGGCACUCCUCUGUUAUCCCCUCUAUACACCUGCUGGAAGAGGUGAAGGAAGUGAAAGCAUGCCCUGACGAGAAGGACUUUGCUCCUGUUGAGUCAGAAAACAUGAAUGGCGUCCUGUCCUCCAGUGCGCUGGAAGUUCGGAGCUCACCCAGUCUGAGUAGACGGAACCACGUCAGCCGGGUACAGCUUCGGUCACGACCCAGACUCAGCUCUCGGCCUGUCAGCAUGCCUCCGGAACAGCUCUUGAACGCCAGGAACUCAACCCAUGACCUGGUCAAACAUCGCGACCCUGCCCUCGAAGAGGUUUCUGAAGAGGAGAAGCCCAAAGGCAGGGCUGCCAAUCAUUACAGGAAUACAUAUAUCAAUACGCACACACUGCGCAGAACUUGGGAUAAGCAGUACAAGAAUUAUGGUAUCACGUCUCGGACGGAUAUGAUCAUGACUGACCUUCCAGCCCAAACGGAGACGAGCUGCACUGAACUGCUGUCCACUUCGGCACCGCCAUAUUCAAUUGCUGUGCAGGGAGAUGGUGAUGCAGUGGGAAACAUACGUGUCUUAAAUGCAUUUAGACCCCCUCGGACUCUUCAGCCUCCUCCUGGGACCUUCUAUAAACCGCCAAUGAACCGGGAAAAAACAGUAGAGGACAAAACAUUACCUGAUAAAGGGCUUGGGGAAUCCUCUGUAAUAAAGCAGCAAGUUAUAAACGCUAACAGCAUUGAGGACGAGGAAAAAGGAGUGGACGAGGAAGAGGGGGUGGAUGAGGAAGAGGGAGUGGAUGAGGAAGAGUUUGGCCUGGAAGUCUCAGUAGACGAUGAUCCUUCCAAUGAUCCACAGACAGUGGAAAACCAGACUAAACCAUUUUACCCCAGACUCCAUGCUCGAUGCAUGCAGGACUUUGAGAACAGAGAAGCCCACUUUGUAUAAUCAGACAUCAGGACUGGGCAUCAGCAAGUGUGUAAAUACUAUAAGAACUAUCAAGACCCAAUGAAGUGUUUUUAUAUAAGCUUUAUAUACAGUG